Messenger RNA from Struthio camelus australis, 5784 nucleotides. NCBI's taxonomy places the organism in Eukaryota, Metazoa, Chordata, Aves, Struthioniformes, Struthionidae. The record is from RefSeq and is a predicted model, not a curated record.
GUUGCUGAAAGGCUUGAAAAGUUGACUGGAACACUAGAGUGGAGGUUAUAACACUGUGUGGGUUACUGGAAGAUGACCAUAGAGGAUCUCCCAGAACCUUCCUUAGAAGGAGAUUCCCUCAUUGGAAGAGAUCAGUUUUUAUUCCCAAGCUCAGAAUCAUCUGUUACUUUCUCUGUUGCUGCAGCACCAAUGCCUUCAGACUGUGAGUUUUCCUUCUUCGAUCCCAAUGAUGCAGCCUGCCAGGAAAUACUUUUCAACCCCAAAACAUCAGUUUCUGAACUGUUUGCUAUCUUAAGGCAGUGGGUUCCACAAGUCCAGCAGAACAUUGAUAUUAUUGGGAAUGAGAUCAUUAAAAGAGGUUGCCAUGUGAAUGACAGAGAUGGACUGACUGAUAUGACUCUCUUGCAUUACACUUGCAAAUCAGGGGCUCAUGGUAUUGGUGAUGUUGAAACUGCUGUAAAAUUUGCUACACAGCUUAUUGAUUUGGGUGCUGAUAGUAGUUUACGCAGCCGCUGGACAAAUAUGAAUGCAUUGCAUUAUGCUGCUUACUUUGAUGUUCCAGAACUUAUUAGUGUUAUUUUGAAAAAUGCAAAGCCAAAAGAUGUGGAUGCCACCUGCAGUGACUUUGAUUUUGGAACAGCUUUGCAUAUCGCUGCAUUUAACCUAUGUACAGGAUCUGUCAAGUGUUUACUGGAACAUGGAGCAAAUCCUGCCUUUAGGAAUGACAAAGGGCAGAUUCCAGCAGAUGUGGUUCCUGAUCCAGUAGAUAUGCCACUGGAAAUGGCAGAUGCAGCAGCCAGUGCAAAAGAAAUCAAGCAGAUAUUGCUGGAUGCAGUGCCUCUCUCAUGUGACAUCUCAAAAGCCAUGAUUCCAAACUAUGAUCAUAUCACGGGCAAGGCCCUGCUUUUAUCACUUGGCCUAAAACUGGGAGAUCGUGUUGUUAUUGCAGGACAGAAGGUUGGUACAUUAAGAUUUUGCGGCACAACUGAAUUUGCCAGUGGCCAGUGGGCUGGCAUAGAACUAGAUGAACCAGAAGGAAAGAACAACGGAAGUGUUGGAAAAGUGCAGUACUUCAAGUGCGCACCAAAACGCGGUAUCUUUGCACCUCUUUCUAAAAUAAGCAAGACUUCUGAUCACAAAAAAAGCUCUGUACGAAGUUCUUCCAUGCGGUCUUCACCUUUGGUUAAAUCCAAGAAAAUAGAUGUGACCCAUGUAACUUCCAAAGUGAAUUCUGGCCUAGCUACACUGAAAAAAGACAGUGGUUCUGAAACCACCUUUAUGACUGCGGAGAGGGGAAAAACUGUACCUGCAAAAGAAGCCUUUCUUGGAUCCAGCAGCUCUUCCUCUUCUACUACCUCCUUAGAAGGCAAACAGAGCUAUUCCAAAAAACGGAACUCAACUAGCAGCAAUAAAAGGGCAGUCAUUAGAGCAGUUUCUGCCUCAUCUAAAAUUAGUGCUGCUACAAGGAAAAAUCCUUCUGAUGAGAGAGAAAUUCAGCUUGGAGACAGAGUACUGGUGGUAGGACAGAGAACAGGCACUGUUAGAUUCUAUGGCACAACAAAAUUUGCACCAGGAUUCUGGUGUGGUAUUGAAUUGGAUAAACCUCAUGGUAAGAACGAUGGUUCAGUGGGAGGUGUUCAGUACUUCAGUUGUCUUCCUAGAUAUGGUAUAUUUGCACCACCAUCUCGGGUACAGAGAUUAACAGGUUCUCUGGAUUCUCUCACAGAAACGUCAUUGAAUAAACUAAAUCACAGUUUUCCAGGUUUUAGACGCAGUUUAAGCACGACUUCUGCAUCUUCACAAAAAGAGAUAAACAGAAGAAACGCCUUUGUUAGAUCUAAGAGCUCUGUGUUACGGCGCAGUUGGAGUAAUACCACUACAGCUAACACUGAAGGACCUGUGAAGUUGCACGAAGGCUCUCAGGUUCUUCUAACCAGCUCCAAUGAAAUGGGUACAAUAAGGUACAUUGGUCCUACAGACUUUGCACCGGGGAUAUGGCUUGGACUUGAACUCAGAAGUGCCAAGGGAAAGAAUGAUGGAUCUGUGGGGGAAAAGCGCUAUUUCACCUGUAAGCUGAACCAUGGGGUCUUAGUUCGACCUAGCAGAGUAACCUAUCGUGGGAUUAAUGGGGCAAAACUUGUGGAUGAUAUUUGCUGAGUCAAGAUGUACUAAUACAAUGGAAAAUAAGUUUUAAAGCACAUAAGAACCCCAUCUUAGAAUACCAACUUACUUUUAAAUUAUUGAACCAUUAUUUGCAUUCAACGUCUGUAUGUGUGUGUGUACAUAUAUAUAUGCAUGUGUGUAUUACACACACACACACACACACACACACACACACACACAUCCAUCCAUCUAAAAAAAAAAAAAAUUCAGUCACAUGAAGCAGUCUAUUCCAUUGCUCUUAUUGAAACAGCCCUUGCCUGAGAAGAUUACUGCAAAAGCAUCUUGGGUUUGAGAUGCUGCGUUAUUUGAAUAACACUCCAGUAAGAGAAUGCAAGUAUAUCUAAUGUUCUCUAAAGCUGCUUGUGAUUCAUGCAGUAUUUAAACAAUUUUCUUCCAUGUAGUAAUGAACUGAUAAUACUCUGUGCAUUGCCUGCUUUUGACAGAGGAGGUGGGUAAUACGGGACAUUCCUCUGUUUACUAGACACUGUCAAAGUCAACACCAGCUGCUAGCAAUAAGCAUGGAGGGGGGGGGGGGAAAAACCCUUCUUUUUUUUCAAGCAGUUGCAAAGUAGUUCCACAUUUUAUCAUUCAGCUCCCUCUUCUUUUCCCCUCCCAUUCUUCCCUCUAAGACAAAAGGGCUGAUAAAUGAAAGUAUUUGCGGCUAUCCUAGUGAACAGCUGCACUUAAAUAAAAAGCCUUUAAAAAGCACAAAUAUACUUCAUGUAAAGCUGUGUAGGAAAAAAGCACUUUUUGUUGUAGGCAUUUGUAGAAAGAGCUAUGUACUAGAAGCACUCUUCAAAAUAAUGCACUUUGCACUCUCCUGGAGAGUUUUCCCUCAUUUUAAAAGCUCUGUUUGUUUGGUGUGUUGCAGCAUGUGAGUAUCACAGUUUUUAAUGCAAAUAAACCCAGAGUGCAACUAUACAUAAUAGCUGCAUCGUAACUAUUAAGUCUGUAUAAAUGCAGCAUGGUACUGCCUGCCAGUGGUAUGGAUCAUAUGCAGGGUUUUUCAAGCAAGCUCUUAACAUUUGGUUAGUUUGUGGUACGUGCUUCUUUUUGUUUCCUUUAGAACAGUUUCCCAUGUAAAUUUCCUGUAAGAGAGAGUCUCGUGUUGAAUUCAGGCUCGGUUUAGAUACAGCUUUAUAACACAUUAUGCUGUGGUAUUAUUUGCAUCUUAGCUUUUUAAAACGGCUAGUGUUUUGCCCAUAUUUUAAGCAUAAAAUGUAUUUUAAUUGCUCAGCAUAUGUAAACUGUAUCUUAUUGAUGGGUAUCAGGCUGUUUUUAUGUUCCGGAACAGUCAUUUUAUUCUUGAAUGAGCUGCUUGCUUUUACCUACUUGAAAGAAGUGACACUUUAAAUUACAUCAUAAAAUAUCCUAUUUUUAGACAGAGUUCUGCUGUUAUGUUAUUUUUAAAUAUUGCUGUAGCUAUUUUUCCUGAGCUGUAUUUAAAAGAUUGCGUAUUGUAUUCUAAUUUAUGGGAGUUUUUAAUUGACUAUAAAAGCUGUAAAUUUUGAAUGUAAAGAAAAUGCUUUAUAUUUGAAGAUGCAGAUAUUUAGUGAUGUACUGAACUUCUUUACUUUGUCCAAAAUCUGUUUCUUGCUGUUAUUAGUAAAAGCAAACCCUAGUGAAUAGUAUGUCAAAGAGAAUUUAUAUUAGGUUACAUCCUUACUCUCAUUUUAUUCUUUUUGUAAAUUAUGUAACUACGGUAGAGUCUGAAACAGCAGCUGUAAUAUAUAAAUUAGAAGUUGUUAAUAUCUUUAGCUGUAUGGUGCAAAAUAGCCAGCUGUCAAACAAAGUGUCAAACACAUUUCUCUAGUUCAGCCCAACCUCACUCACCUGUUUGUUUGGGCAUUAAACUAAACUAGAAUUAUUAGCAACACUAAUUUUUCUAUUUCAUGAGAUGGAAUGAAUAUAACUGCCUUUCCUGAGGCGAAGCUGGAGUUCUUCAGGAGGUGCUUAGGGAAGUCAGUGUGAGUAAGGCAGCAAGCUGAGAUACAUUGUUAUAGUCACACCACUUACGUGUGGCCUGUCUUGCACAGAUGAAGAACAUGUAUGGGACCAGCAUCUUUCCAACAAUUUUUGUGAUUCACUGGUAACUCUUCUUUCCCCAAGUCUUUGACAGGUUGCACCUCCCACAGCAGGAGGCUGCAUAGCUGUACCCAGUUCAGCUGGAAGUGGGGGGGGUCUCAGUGGCCUGGGCUAGCCAAGACUACAGGACUUUGAAUCCUGCCUUAUGGAAGGUAGAGAAAAGAGCACAGAUAUUACCUGAGCUUUGGUGUAGUGUGCUUUGCCCUUCAAUUUCAGCUUCUGCUAGCCACAGACCUCGCCUGAAAGCUCUGGCUACGGUCAGGUUAUAGCGCGGUAUCCUAGACUGAGUUGGGACCAUUAUCAGUGCAGAGUUGUUUUGGUAGCACUGAGAGUCUUCUGUGGAGAAAUGUGACUAUGUGCAGCCUGAAACAGAAAUAAAUCAGUUCCCCUAGUUCCAGACAGGAUUACUAAUGGGUAGCUUCAAGUUGGUGGGGUGAGAGAUGUGUGCUUCCUUACAUCCAGGGUAAGCUGCCAUAAUCUUUUUCCCCAACUCUUGCCGUAGACACUUCAUGUCAUUUAAAAAAAAAAUCUGAGAAAUUACUGGCACUGAAGUUUGGAAUUAAGUGCUAUGCUGAAUGGGGUAGCAAAAGCAGCUGUCCUGAGGUCUGUAGGGUUGCAGCCCUAGACCUGUUAGAAGUAAGCCAGCUGGUGUCCAAAGUCCCCAUGAAAUGCCUAAGUAAAGUAUUAUUAUUUAAUAUAUAAACAAACGGUCCCCAGCAGUUCUGUGCUGCUUGUGCAGACUCAGAGGCUUUUCGUUGUUCGGCACACAUCUCUGGGGCCUGGUUUCAGUAGAGGUAGUUGUUUAGCGCUCUCAGCGCUGAAGCAUUUCAAGCUUUGUUGGAAACUGGCUGGAAACAGGUAGGGGCACAGGUGUGACAGGAGGAGGAGAACUUCUUUGAAGAGUCCCAGGAUGGGGGAAUUUAUUUCUGGCGCGUUCUGUCCAGUUGGCUUCAGUGAUCGUUUUGCAGAUGUUGACAGUAAUGUUCUCCUGGGCAGGGAGCCUGGGCUUUUAAAUGUUGGUGUCCAACAAGAGCUGAGGCUCAAGGAGCCGAGGCUGGCACUACAGAGUGGCAAAACGUUAUAUAAGUUAUCUAACAAGCUGGCUCUGCUACCUGAGAGUUGCACAGAUGGCAAGUUCGCAUUUACUUGCUAACUUGUUAGGUUUAUAGCGCAUUCAAAUUGUGAUGAAGCCAUGUCAAACACCAGGUGAAAAACUGAGAUCAGUGUCCAUGAAAGCCACAUAGCAAUGUUCCAACUCGCAUCCAUUUUCCUGCCUUGCUGUAAGCGGACAACUCUGGGAAAUAAAUGGAAAUUAGAAAAAUGCCAACCAACAAUAGAUGCAAACGUGGUGAUUCGCUGGAAUCAUAGCAGACCACAGGAAAGCUCCUUUUUCAAUUAAGAUGACAGGGAGGAACUGAAGUGCAGGGGAACGGUGGGAGAGGUGGCUGCUUGAUGCCCACAUCAAGGACACUGAUCAGGAAAAAAGUCUCAUUAACUAAAACAAAUUAAUAAUCCUGCAGUGGAACAAGCACGUGG